AGCGGGCGGGGGAGAGUCAGUUUGGGUCGAGUAGGAGGAGUAGACCCUGAGCUGGGCAGCAUUGGCGGGGGCAUUGUUGGACACUUGCCGCUCCCCCCACGUCCAGACAGCCGGGGCUGUAACGCGAAGGACUCGUGCCCACGCCCUUGGGUGAGAGGCAGAAAGGGGGGGUGUCAUUGACUCGCCGGGGCACGGACAAGCCGGGCGCAGUUAUUGCCCCUUUAAAGGAGUCUGUCGCUGUUUGAUGAGGUCACACGCCCCAUUCCGAGCCCCGGGAAGGGCGGGUCCCUGAGAUGCUGAUUCAGGGGUGGGCGGGGCCUCCUGCGUCGCGUGGUGAUAACGUAAGCGCCUUAGCGACGAGCGGUUGCUAAGGGUGCGAUGGACGCUACCUCCCGGCCGCUCCGUGUGCCCCCGGAGAUAGGCAUUUAUGCGGAAAAGCACGAGCUCUUCCAGCUCCUGCAGAAUAUGCUUGAAGGGUUGUUAAUCCAUAAACCUGAUGAACCCAUUGAGUAUAUGAUAAGCCACUUAAAGCAAGACAAUGAUCAUGUUCCAAGAAUUUGUAUACUUGGUCCACCCGCCUCUGGAAAAACCACUAUUGCAACAUGGCUUUGUAAACAAUUGAAUACCCCUUGUAUCACUCAGGAGACUUUAUUGGAAGAAACAUUAGAGCUGACAAAAGAAGUAAAGGCAUUUCAAGAGAGAGGACAGAAAAUUCCCAAUGCACUGUGGGCCAAUCUGAUCCAGGAGCGUCUGUCAAACGUGGACUGCAUCAAACAAGGUUGGAUUUUGGAAGGUUUUCCUGAAAACCGGGAUCAAGCAUGGAUGCUGCAGUCAGCUGGCAUCACUCCGAGACAUGUUGUUGUGCUGUAUGCUCCAGACAUGGUGCUUAUUGAGAGGAACCUUGGGAAAAGGAUUGAUCCAUCCACGAAAGAGGUGUACCAUACCACCUUUGACUGGCCAAGCGACCCUCUGGUGCAACAGCGUUUGGUGGAGGCGGAAGGCAUAUCUGAACAGGAAACAGCAAAGCACCUGCUGGAAUAUCAUAGAAACUUUCCCAGAGUUUUCCAGAUCUAUCAGCAAAUAUUAAAAUCGAUCAAUGCCGACCAACCUUGUGCAGACGUCUUCUCCCAGGGUAAAUAUCGAUUGUAUACAAUUCAUACUGUGAGUUACUAUUCUGAGGAUGUUAAUGCUGUUCCUUACUGUUUGUCUACAAAUAGGAUAUUUUUCCUGAAUCUCCCAUCUGAAUCAGUCAUGGAACGUCUGGCUCAGCGGAUGAUUGAUCCAGUCACAGGAGAAAGAUAUCACGCCAUGUACAAACCAGCUCCAUUACCAGAUGUCCAAGCCCGUCUCAUGCAGAACCCUAAAGACACUGAAGAAAAUAUCAGGAUUUGCCUGGAGACCUAUUACAGGCAUGCUGGCGACUUGGAGGAGUUUUAUGGAGAUGCCUUCUACAUCAAUGCUGACCAAGACCCUUAUGUUGUCUUUGAGUAUAUAGAAAGCUGUAUUGUUAAGCCCCUUCCACAUAAGUCCUGACAUAUUAAAAACAGCAGUUCCAGCUAGUCCAAAAUGCUAGCAGGCAAUGUCAAUUAGUUGGUGACUUAAGACACAAAUUUAUUUGGCUAAAUUUUUUUGCAAAAGCUAAUAUUAAUGAAAGGGAUGAUUUCCCAACACCUUGUAAAAUGAAAAGCUUGUUUGGAUUUAAACUUUCCCCUGCAGUGUUUGCAACCCACUCAAAUGGACUGGCAUUGUCUGAAGUGAGUGAAGUGCAGAGAGUAAACAAACAACAUAAAUGGUGAAAAGUUUAGAUGGUUGGAGCUCUUUGUUUUAAUAAUCCCAGAGGAUUACAGAGGAAGGAAGUUCAUUUUUUAGAAAUGAUGUUUAAACUGCCUCUCCUUUUCCAGGUGGGUGAUUCAGUGAAAAGUGUGAAAGUGUUUUCAGGAAAUAUGUUAGCGGCAGCUUUGUCUCAUGUAUCUAACACACACGUAGCAUGCAUGUUUGGAAUAUUAAACCUAUUUGAAGUGUA
Molecule: messenger RNA, 2023 nt
Organism: Chrysemys picta bellii (western painted turtle)
Lineage: Eukaryota; Metazoa; Chordata; Testudines; Emydidae
Source: RefSeq, a predicted model, not a curated record